CAGUUUUGAAAACAACACCGCGAAAAGUAGCUUGGCUGCUAACAACAACUUGUGUCUUAACGUUAUCUAAAAUGUUUUAAGUCUCAAUUUUAACUCAAAGAAACCUCCUGUUUAUUGUUGCUUCUACUACAGUUAACUUAGCCGGACAAUAUCACACUGCGUUACGUUAAUAUUGGCUACAUUUUGCUUUAAAGCUGUUAAUUAUUUACAUUAGAUAGCAGAUAUGAAGCCCGUACGUGGUUCCGACCGGGCCGCAACUAAAGCACCUAACGUGAAAAACAAGAAAAAACCAGCAACUGAGCACCAGGAUCCGGAGCCCAGUGGCAGUAACCACGACAAGAGCACUCACCCAAAACCAGCACGGAAGAGGAAAGCUGGAGGCUCAUCUUCAGUCCCUGACAAAGUCAAAGGUCAGACAAACUGGAAGCCGAUGCCGGUGUCCUCCAUCACUGCUCUGGAGAACAUGAUGGACCUGUCAAUACUAGCAACUCUUGCUUUGAAGCGGACAGAGAAGAAAGAGAGCCAGGAACAUCUGAACAUAAUGAAAGCCACCUUCCUUGCUCAAUGUGCACAGCUCAAAGUUCCAGUGCAGAAACAAAAAGAUUUGAAACAUUCAUCUCACAGCCACCAGCAGGAAACCAAGAAGUCAGCGGUCGGAAAGACGACUCUGAACAACCUGGAGGAAGACUUGAGGGCUGUGGUCAGCGCUCUGGAGAAGACAGAGGAACAAACUGUCUCUUUACAGCAUAAUUGCAUUAUGCUGAGAGACCAGGUGGAGGAAGAGGAGGAGAAAGCAAAAGAGAUCUUACAGAUACAUGAACAAACAGUUCUCAACCUUCCUACACUCCCACUGCAAAAAGAUGAAACAUUAGAGGCUCGGAUGAGAAAAAUUAUACCAGACAGUGACUCUGAGACUGCGGCCCAGAAACUGGGAGAAAUCCUGCAGCAGUCAGAGGCCGUCCAGAAUGCCCAGGUGCUGCUUCUACAGGCACACACACAUGCUGAUCAGCUCUUCAAGCCUGGCUUCACCUCCAUCAGUGGUGCACCUUGUUCAGACUGGAACUUGACCAAAUCUCUGCUGACACAGGUCUGAAAAAGGCCUUAUAAAAACAACCGUUCUGGGCUACUGUAGAGACAUGGCUGUUCAACAUGGCUGCAUUCGCAGAAGGCGACCUGCGGUGUCUGUUAAUUAAAAACAGCUCAUUCUAAUGUAGCAAGAACACAACAAUUUUUAUUUUCAGGUGAAUAUACACACGUAUUUGGAAAAUUUUCUGAAGAUUUGGAAGUUAAAUUAUUAUUUCUUUCUAAUGCCACUAUUAGAUAUUUCUAUUCAAUGCUUUGUUUAUGUGCCACAGUAAUGUAAUGCUUUUGAAAUAUUUAAAAAUAUUGUCAUUUGUGGACCUUUCCAAGAAAAUAUUGAUUAUAUAAGAUCCUUUACAAUUAAAUGAGCAAAUAUUUCUGCUACCCCUUAAGGUCUCCAUGCCACCCACUGGCCACCCUCUAGAUUCUCCCCUACAUAUAGGUAGAAAAAAUAAGACAAAACUAUUUCAUUCAUUUAAUUUCUCCCUUAAAAUGCAAUAAACUGGCAUCCACACUCUACACUAUGCACUUGCAUUUCUGCAUUUUAUUAGAUUAUUUUUUGGCAUUUUGCCUUUAUUGGAAAGUGUACAGUCUAGAGGCAGACAGGAAACAAGGAGGGGGGGUUGUAGUUUGUGUGUUAACCAUUGAACCUUUUUAAGUUUCAGUAUUUUACAGCUUUCAAGUUUAUGUGAAAGUUGUAAUUAAAACAACUGUUACACUGCAA
This is a messenger RNA of Morone saxatilis (striped sea-bass), 1804 nucleotides long. RefSeq names its product centromere protein Q. The record is from RefSeq and is a predicted model, not a curated record. The transcript has 8 exons. The coding region runs from base 224 to 1093 and encodes 289 amino acids. NCBI's taxonomy places the organism in Eukaryota, Metazoa, Chordata, Actinopteri, Moronidae.